GUUUGUUACCGCAAGAAAACUUUAUUGGAAGUACUCGGUGUAACUUUGGUGAACUCUAUGUGGUCGUCGAGCUCUGUGAUAAUGGUAACCUCAAAGAGUAUCUCUUGAAGCAUAAGAAUAAAUUCAUUAAUGAAUUGAAACAAACUCAAUUGCCUGAUGACGGUUACCUUCGACCUGAUUCCAGUAUCAAGAGCCAUUAUAUUCCGGAUUGGUCAAAUGACAUGGAAUCGGAUCGUUUGCUUUCUGAUAGUGCCAUGUUGGCUACCAGUGAUUUAAUUUCGUUCGCAAUGCAAGUUGCAAAUGGAAUGGAAUAUUUGUCAUCGAUACCGUGUAUCCAUCGAGAUUUGGCUGCUAGAAAUGUGUUACUGACUAGGAAACGAAUUUGCCGCAUAGCGGACUUUGGUAUGGCGAAGAACGAGAACAAGAACUAUUACAGUUCUAUUGCAACAAAAAAGUUUUCCUACAGAAACGUGCUGGUACCGUAUCGCUGGAUGGCCAUCGAAGCGAUCCAGGACGGUGUGUAUACACUAGAAUCCGACAUAUGGUCAUUUGGUAUUCUUCUGUACGAGAUCUUCACGCUCGGUGGUUUACCUUACCCCACUAUCUCGAAUGAAGACCUCCUGCCGAAACUACUCGAUGGAUACAGGAACUCAAAACCGCAAUACUUGGUAGAGCGCGUUGCUGACAUCCUUCUUUCAUUUCUUAAACCCACUUGUAUCAAGUAUUGUUAUGUAAUUGUUAUGUAUUGGACCAUCUCCUUGUCAGUGAUCAGGACAAUCGGAGAACAGACGACUGACAGCCGACCUGGCCCAUACAGACGAUCUUUAUAA
This is a messenger RNA of Haemonchus placei, 830 nucleotides long. Lineage: Eukaryota; Metazoa; Nematoda; Chromadorea; Rhabditida; Trichostrongylidae. The record is from the annotation of a GenBank genome assembly.